AGAUGUCUACGAGAAGAAUGAAAUCAUCUCAGUUGUAACAACAAAAAAGGAAGACGCGAGAUUAGUAACUAUAACAGAUUUGUUUGCACACAGACUUUGUUACAUUGACGCAAACACGUGGGCGCUGUGUGAAAAACAGGCUUACCGGGACAAAAGGAAGACAUCUACGGUGCUCCAAUGCGUUUCAUGCACUGAGGUCGAAAUUCUCUUGAAGUUUUAUGUUUUUCCCCUUGCGAGUCUCCGCUUUUCUUUUUACUGUUGGAUAUCAGACACUUGGAGAGGAGAGGGUUUAUUAGAGACUGAAGGGUAUGAACGAACAGCAGCAAAGAAUGGCUGCAGUGGGAACUGACAAGGAACUCAGCGACCUCCUGGAUUUCAGUGCGAUGUUCGCGCCUCCAGUAGCCAAUGGGAAGAACAGGACAAUGACACUCGCCAGCAGUCAGUUCAGUGGAUCAGCAAUAGAUGAGCGCAGCGGCUCUGGGUCCUGGGGCUCGGCAGAACAGAACAGCCCCUCUUUCAGCCAAGGACGGAGCUACGGAGAAGGAUCCCACUACAGUGAGCAUGAAGGCUUGUCCUCUCCGUUCAUUAGUUCAGGGAUCACAGGUAAAAAUGAGAGGCCACCAUACCCUCCCUUUGGAAGCCAGCCUGGCUUUCUGCCCAGUGAAAUAGCGAUGCCCAGCCCAGAUGCCAUGUCCCCCUCUGGCCUGAAGUCUGGCUCCCAGUUUUACCCAUCAUACCCCAACAACCCCAGAAGAAGGCCGCCCGAUGGAGGCAUAGACACCCAGCCAAAGAAGAUUCGGAAACCCCCUGGCCUGCCGUCCUCGGUGUAUGCUUCCACAUCCGGCGAUGAGUAUGCCAGAGACAAUGGAGGAUAUCCUGGUGGUAAGCCUGGAGCCGUCUACCCUGGCUCUUUCUACAUGCAAGAAGACCCCUGGUCAUCUUCUGGCUACUCUGCCAUGCUGGGUAACUCUCCUCACAUCGGACAGCCAGGCUCCUUCUCUGCAAUUAACCCACAGGACAGGAUGAAGCGUCAUCCCCUGCCUCUGUCCCCACAGAACUAUCCUCUGCACGGCAGCGAAGUCAACGGCUUCCACUCAGCUCCCACCACCUACAACCACACACCUGCCAUCAACGGAGAUGGCAUCAUGGCCAACCGAGGCACCACAGCUGGCAGUUCAGGAGAUGAAAUUGGGAAGGCUCUUGCUUCAAUUUACCCGUCGGACCACAACAGUAAUAACUUCUCCUCAGCUCCGUCUACUCCUGGGUCUCCUCAGGGCAUUGCAGGAGCUCAGUCUCAGUGGCAAAGACCAACCACACCCAGCUAUGAAGGGCAACCACAUGCUCUGCAAAGUAAAAUGGAGGACCGUUUGGAGGAGGCAAUCCAUGUACUGCGCAGUCAUGCUGUGGGCCAAGGCCCCGGCUUAGAGGGCGCCCACUCCGACAUGCACAGCCUGCUGUCUUCAGUACACAACGGGGGCCUUGGAGGCCUCUCUCCAGCUUUCCCCAAUGCUAGCCUUGCCCUCAGCAACAGACAUCCUGCUAUGCAGGGAGGGAAACAUGAGGAGCCCACAGGCCUUCCUCCCAGCAGCACUCUUCUGCACGGUCAUCACGCAUCCGGACCCACACCAUCAGCUGGCCAACCGGAAGGCUUUACCAGUCUCCCUGGUGGUAUGGCCCGUUCCACACACUCCUCCAGCAGCUCAGACAUCAAAAGAGAAGACAAAGAGGAUGAUGAAAACUCAUCUGUUGCAGACAAGUCAGAUGAUGAAAAGAAGGACUCAAAGGCAGCACGCAGUCGAAGAAAGGAGGCGUUGACCCUCCAGAUGCUCUCUAGCCUUUCAGACCCAAAAGAUGAUCUUGACAAUGAAGAUGACGAGGACCUCCCCCCUGAGGUGAAGAUGGAGCGUGAGAGAGAACGGCGAGUGGCUAAUAACGCCCGUGAGCGUCUCAGAGUACGGGACAUCAACGAGGCAUUUAAGGAGCUUGGGAGGAUGUGCCAGCUGCACCUCAGCCAUGACAAACCUCAGACCAAACUUCUCAUCCUGCACCAAGCCGUCAAUGUCAUCCUCAAUUUAGAACAACAAGUCAGAGAGCGUAACCUUAACCCCAAGGCAGCAUGUUUAAAACGUCGUGAGGAGGAAAAGGUGUCUGGGGUGGUGGGUGAAGCCCCCAUGCAGCUCUCAGGAGGCCAUCCUAGUAUGGGAGGAGAUGGCCACAAUCCAGUUGGCCACAUGUAACACCAGAUCUGGUGGUGUUUCCUUGGCUGUCAGAGGAUGUGGCCUUAACAGAUUUCUUCCACCCAUUAUUCUCAGUGUGUGUGUAUAUGUGGACAUGUCUGUGUAUUGUCCGUUCAAGUUUCAAGAUGCACAUUCACACACUCGUACACACAUGCAUACUGCCAAAACUGACACAGCCUGUUUGUCGCACUCCCAAUCAUGACUACAAGCUCAAAUGUGAAGAACUUUUUUUAGUUUUUGCUUUGUUUUAUACAUGUAAGAUUUUUUUUUUUUUUUUUUUUUUUUUUUUUCCUUUUUUGGUUUCCACAAGAUGAUGGAACGCCAGAGAACUUUUUGUCCUGCCACAAAUUGGGACUUCACACACUGCCGAGAAGUGCUCUGGUGAAAGAAAGGAGACCUAAACAAACACAAAUUGAAUCUUGGAUUUGUGCCUAAUUGUUACAUGUUUUCUAUUUGACAUUUAAGCAAAUUGCUUUACAUGUGAGGAACAUUUAUUGUGAGGGAUUGCUUAUGUGUAUGAGCAAUUAUUUUUAAUGUAUGUCAUUCCCAGCGUGAUGGUACAGUCUUACAUAUGUUAUGUAACCAAGCCCAUAGUUGAAGUUGAAUUGUCUAAAUUCAGUGACUUUUCCUUGAUCUUUAUCAGCAAAUGUUUUUGCGGAGCGUGCUGGAAAGGUCACAAGGGAAAGGUCAAAGUCUCGACAGUUCAAACACAGCUUACAUGAGAGACGGGAACUCUGACCUAGAGGCAGUCUCUCUCUGACUGAGGCCCGGUCUCAUCCCACAAGGCAUCUGGAGACUUGGAAUCGAAGACUCCUUCCUUGAAGGUUAUGAAUUAUCCAAGUGGUAGAAUCUGUCGACUACAAAACUGUUCUUCCUCUUUUUUGACCACAAAUUCUAGCGUUACUCCAGAAAUCCCUUGUCAUAGGUUCAGGUUUUUGUACUGCUUUAAAUACUAAAGCAUGCAUGGACAAGACAAAGCACAGUUGUAUAGGUUUAGGCUGGAUUUUAAGUGUUGACCUGUAUGUGGUGCAUUUCAGUCCCUGAAAGUCUUGUAUAAAAGCCAUUGAGACACCUGCUAAGUGAUCAGCACCACUUAGUGCUGUUACUCACUUGAAAUUGGUUUACUGACAAUGCCAGCAGACAAUACAGCUCAAGUUUUUUUUUUCCCCCCCUGAAUUGAUGUUCUGUAAAAGACAAAAAGGUCUGGGUUCCUUUGAUGGAGGGAUCUCAUCAGUCCGCAGUUGUUGAAGCAGACAAGCCUUUGUGUAACGGAGGCUUUCUUUUCCUAAAUGAGCAUUCCCACUGAAUUACAGCCCCUCACCUUCCUCCUGAGUAAGUUUGUUCUCACGUUUCUUACGGAGAGAAGUGUGAUGUGUAAAUUCACUUCAUACAUUACUCUGAUAUGUUUCAUUUUUCAAAAUUAAAUAUAUAUAAAAAUAUAUAUUUUUUGUUAGUCUAUACAUUGUAGAUUUUUUACAUAAAUGGCAAUAUUAGUUUGAAGUUUAGAGUGUAUUGUAGAUGAGCUGAAUAAGGGGAUAUUUGACAUUUAAAUGAAAUUGUUAAAAAAAAAAAAAAAGAAUUCAAAAUUGAAAGGGGACGGCAGAGGAAAAGGGUCAACAGAUGAUAAAUGAAAAAUGUUGAAAGCGUUUGUGUAUCCUUUUAUUCCAGUUUUAGUUAAAAGGCGUAUCAUCAGCUAUCCAGAUGAAUUCUUUCUUUCCAUUCGGGGGUGUGUGGACAGAGUUUGUGCCACAGUCCUCUUCAAGUGUUCUUACUUCAGCAGUGAGGCACCGAGGACAAACGUGGGAAGGGAUUUUUUGUCUCUAACAGUAAUUAUGCAACUGGUUUUUGAAUGUAGCUACCAUACAAAUGUGGAUCGCCUUCAUUUUCAGAGUUGUGUUCCUGGGUUUUUGUCAGUACAGUACAAUAGUUUUCACCUUUUUUUUUUUUUUUUUUUUCUAAUGUCUGUCCUCAACCAAGUGGCUCUCAGUGUGCAGCUCACUUCUUAGUAUCCUGCGCAUCUAUUUCGGAGGCAGACGUCGGUAUUUGGGUGUAAGGUAAUAGAUAAUAUGGAGAACAAAACAGUGUUAUUGUGAUGUUAUUCCCAUGUCAUGUCAUGUUGUGAAUGGUUUUUACCAACAUGUAAUCACAAAUGGGAGGUAGAGCAUUUUGUGUGUUUAAUUUCUACAAAAAAGAGAUGAAGAAAAAGACCUAUACAAAUCAAUAGUGUGGCCUUUUCAUUCUCAAGACUUAAGAUGUCAUGAUGGGAGAGUGAUACCUUAUCAGUGCCUGAACUUGUAUUUUCAUUUAAGACAGUUUUACUUUGUGAACCAUAUCAUUUCAUUAAUCAUGGAGAUUAAAGAGGUACUUGUUCAUUCCCCCACCCUCCCUUCUCCUAAUGCUUUUUUCAAUUUUCAGGAAGAAGUUUAAAUCGUAUAAAGAGAUUUUCUUUCAGUGUAUCUAGUUAAAUAAAUAAAUGUUACGUAGAUCUUG
Thunnus maccoyii (southern bluefin tuna) is the source of this 4727-nucleotide messenger RNA. RefSeq names its product transcription factor 3b (gene tcf3b). Gene Ontology annotation, biological process: regulation of transcription by RNA polymerase II. NCBI's taxonomy places the organism in Eukaryota, Metazoa, Chordata, Actinopteri, Scombriformes, Scombridae. Gene Ontology annotation, cellular component: transcription regulator complex. Bases 309 to 2237 code for a protein of 642 amino acids. The transcript has 21 exons. Gene Ontology annotation, molecular function: RNA polymerase II cis-regulatory region sequence-specific DNA binding; protein dimerization activity; DNA-binding transcription factor activity, RNA polymerase II-specific. The record is from RefSeq and is a predicted model, not a curated record.